This is a messenger RNA of Rhodotorula toruloides NP11, 453 nucleotides long. Its product is annotated as cytochrome c oxidase, subunit Vb. Gene Ontology annotation, cellular component: mitochondrial envelope. The transcript is spliced from 5 exons. The record is from RefSeq and is a predicted model, not a curated record. NCBI's taxonomy places the organism in Eukaryota, Fungi, Basidiomycota, Microbotryomycetes, Sporidiobolales, Sporidiobolaceae. Gene Ontology annotation, biological process: mitochondrial electron transport, cytochrome c to oxygen. The coding region runs from base 1 to 453 and encodes 150 amino acids.
AUGUUCCGCACCGCUCUCCGCACCGUCGCACCCCGUGCCCUCCCGCGCGUCCAGGCGCCCGUCGCCCGCUCCUUCCUCACCUCGGCCAUCCGCCUCAGCGAGCACCACGAGCCCAUCAUCCAGGGCGAGGGCGGAAAGGCUGGCGAGGUCCCGACCGACUUGCAGCAGGCGACCGGUCUCGAGCGCUUCGAGCUCCUCCACAAGCUGCAGGGCGAGGAGGCCUUCUCGAUGGAGCCUCUCGACGCGUCCCGCUACGGCACCCUCAAGGAGCCCGUCAUGGUCUUCUCCCUUGACCACGAGCGCAUUGUUGGCUGCACUGGUAUCCCUGCUGACAGCCACGACACCGUCCACAUGGUCGUCCCCGACUCGAAGCCCGUCCGCUGCCCCGAGUGCGGCUGCGCGUACCAGGUCGACUACCAGGGAGCGGAGGACUCGCACGACCACCACCACUAA